AUGCAGUACCAGUUGCUAUUUACUCUCACACUAUGGCUUUUAGGCUAUCAAACCAUCCUAACAAGUGGAAGCAGGCGCUUCGAGAUCGAAAGGGAGGCCCUCCUCGUCUUCAAAGCUGGUAUUAUCGAUACCAGUGGUCGAUUGUCUUCAUGGACCGGUCGGGACUGUUGUAGCACUUGGAAGGGAGUAGUUUGCGACAACAACACCGGCCAUGUUGUGAAGCUUAACCUUCAAAACAAGUAUCAAUGCGAUGAUGCUGAUUCAUCCGAUUGUGCCCUGCACGGUGAGAUCAAUCCAUCUUUACUUGUUCUAAGUCAUUUAAUUCGCCUUGACCUUGGCAGCAACAAUUUUAGUGGAGCCAACGUUCCAGAAUUCAUCGGUUCUUUUAAACGCUUGAAGCAUCUUGAUCUCUCUAAUUGUGGAUUCAGCAGUAAAGUAGUACCUCAGCAACUCGGAAAUCAAUCUGAUAUUCGCUUUCUUGAUCUCUCUUGCUCCAACGAAACUUGUAUAGUUCCGCAUAGCGUUGAUGGGCUAUCAUGGCUAUCUAAUAAAUCUUCUCUUAGGUAUCUUGAUCUCAGCGAUAAUUCACUAUUGAGGUCAAAUAUGUUUGUGGGAGAAAUUCCUUCGGAACUUGCACGACUUGCUUCCCUCCAAUUCCUGGAUCUUGCGCAUAACAAUUUGACAGGAUCAAUACCACGCUCUUUUGGUAAUUUCAGCGCUAUGAUCUAUCAUACAAUUCACAAUUAUGACGGAAAAGGAUUUUCUGUUGACGAGAGGACCUUUACAGUUUUUGACUACAUUAAUAAUUUGCUUGUGGUAAUACAAGGAGAGGAGUAUCACUAUUCUACCACUGUCUAUCUUUUCAAGAUUAUGGACCUCUCGGAAAACAAUCUAAGCGGUCAAAUCCCUGAAGAGAUAUUUGCAAUUGCGUUAUUACGUAGUUUGAAUUUAUCAGGAAAUCAUCUAACUGGAAUGAUUCCGGAAAGGUUAAGUGAUAUGCGCUCCCUGGAAUCGCUGGACCUCUCUUUAAAUGAGCUUCAAGGUGCUACUCCACAAAGCUUGUCGGCUUUGACAUUUUUGAACUACUUGAAUUUAUCUUAUAACAAUUUAUCUGGAAGAAUUCCAACAGGAAAUCAAUUGGGCACGCUCGAUUACCUUUCAAUUUAUAUUGGCAACACCUAUCUUUGUGGACCUCCGACGGGAAAGAAUUGUUCUGAAAAUGAAACAAUACCUAAUAUUGUCGGAGACGACGACUAUGAUGGAUCUGAGUCGACAUGGCCAUACCUCGGCAUGGGAUUAGGAUUCGCCGCUGGAUUCUGGGGCGUGUGUAGUAUCCUAAUAUUCAAGGAGUCCUGGAGCAGCGCUUAUUUUCAAAUGAUUGAUAGCCUAUACGACAAAAUAUAUGUGAUAAUAGCAAUAAGUAUUAGAAGGUUGAAUAGAAAAAUGCACGGAUGA
Molecule: messenger RNA, 1455 nt
Organism: Ananas comosus (pineapple)
Lineage: Eukaryota; Viridiplantae; Streptophyta; Magnoliopsida; Poales; Bromeliaceae
Product: receptor-like protein 12
Exons: 2
Coding region: 1-1455 (484 amino acids)
Molecular function (GO): protein binding
Source: RefSeq, a predicted model, not a curated record